Messenger RNA from Ostreobium quekettii, 756 nucleotides. Lineage: Eukaryota; Viridiplantae; Chlorophyta; Ulvophyceae; Bryopsidales; Ostreobiaceae. The record is from the annotation of a GenBank genome assembly.
AUGGUGCAGAUUACCAUCAACCGACCUCAUAAGAGAAACGCAUUUACUCCUCGAACAGUGACUGAGAUGUCGAAGUGCUUUACGGAUGCACGAGAGGACCCCGACAUUGGUGUGGUGAUCCUGACGGGUGCUGGUACCAUGGCUUUCUGCAGCGGAGGUGACCAGAGCGUUCGACAGAUCGGGGGUUACGCUGGAGCAGAUGGGGUCCCUCGUUUGAAUGUGCUGGACUUGCAGCAACAAAUUCGCCACCUUCCCAAGCCUGUCAUUGCCAUGGUUGCUGGCUAUGCCGUAGGUGGAGGCCACAUUCUACACAUGAUGUGUGAUAUGACGAUAUCGGCAGACAAUGGUGUAUUUGGCCAAACUGGGCCAAGGGUGGGCAGUUUUGAUGCUGGUUAUGGCGUGGCACAGAUGAUUCGCCUUGUAGGGCAGAAAAGGGCGCGUGAAAUUUGGUUCAUGUGCCGACUGUACAGCGCCGAAGAAGCAUUUCGUAUGGGCCUCGUCAACAAGGUUGUUCCACUUGAGAAGCUGGAAGAGGAGACACUGGUCUGGUGUCGUGAGAUUCUUAGGAACAGUCCAACAGCCAUACGAGUGUUGAAGGCGGCUUUGAAUGCCACUGAGGAUGGCCAAUCUGGGCUGUGGGAACUUGGCCACAACGCCACGCUGCUGUUCUAUCAGUCUGAGGAGGGCAACGAAGGGCGACAGGCCUUCAUGGAGAAGAGGCCGCCGAAUUUUUCCCAGUUCAAGCGGUGGCCUUGA